CUGCAGGCGCAAGUACAGGGGUGGGUAGUUUAUAUUCACAGGAAGGGAACAGGGACGCACACUGGAGUAGUUUACUCCUCCCCACACACCCUCACCCACUCCUGGACACACACUGCCUGCUUGGUGCUCAUUCCCUCCGCUCUGCAGCCUGCCAGCCUCCUCGAUCGGUCCUUCCUUCCCUGGCAGAGAACCUGCCCUGCUGAGGAUUACCAUGGUGCAAUCAAAGAAGAAGUUCCGCGGCGUCAGGCAGCGCCACUGGGGCUCGUGGGUCUCCGAGAUCAGGCACCCUCUACUUAAGAGGAGAGUGUGGCUGGGCACCUUCGAGACGGCCGAGGAGGCCGCGCGGGCGUACGACGAGGCCGCCGUCCUGAUGAGCGGCCGCAACGCCAAGACCAACUUCCCCGUCCCGAGAAGCGCCACCGGGGAGCUCGCCCCGGUGUCGGUGGCGUGGGACGUCCGUGGCGGCGGCGGCUCGUCCUCCGCCGCGGGCGGCAGUAACCUGUCGCAGAUCCUCAGCGCCAAGCUCCGCAAGUGCUGCAAGACGCCGUCCCCGUCGCUGACCUGCCUCCGCCUCGACCCGGAGAAGUCCCACAUUGGCGUCUGGCAGAAGCGCGCGGGCGCCCGCGCCGACUCCAGCUGGGUCAUGACCGUGGAGCUCAACAAGGACGCGGCCACGGCAGCGUCGUCCAGCGAGGAGCCCACGCCCAGCGAUGGUGCGGCGACAACGCCCACGUCCACGAUGACGGACUCGCCACCGACCAUGGACGACGAGGAGAGGAUUGCACUGCAGAUGAUCGAGGAGCUGCUGGGCAGGAGCAACCCGGCCGACCAUUCACAUGGGAUGCUCCAUGGUGUAGAAGGCAGCCUCGUCAUCUGAAGUAAAAAGAACAACAAUUUGCUUAUGGUUAAACAAGUAUGGUCGACAAGUCACUGUCCUAGAUCAAGUAUUUGGUAGAGUGGUUGGUGCAAAAUGCAAGCAGCUAAGAUUGCAUCGUAUCAUAGGUAUCUCUAUUACUACAUCCAGCUUAGGAAACCAUAUAGUAACGUUAAUCACUACUGUGUCAAGCUCUGUGUAUUUAUUAAAGGCUUACUUGUAUGUAUACGCAGUCCCCGUCAUGAUAGUCACACUGGUGAAACCUUUGCUAUGUAUCAGUAUCAUAUCAAGCUAUAUAUCAAUAUCAGUGGU
This is a messenger RNA of Phragmites australis (common reed), 1186 nucleotides long. RefSeq names its product ethylene-responsive transcription factor WIN1-like. Gene Ontology annotation, biological process: regulation of DNA-templated transcription. Gene Ontology annotation, molecular function: DNA-binding transcription factor activity; DNA binding. The record is from RefSeq and is a predicted model, not a curated record. The transcript is spliced from 2 exons. Bases 212 to 877 code for a protein of 221 amino acids. NCBI's taxonomy places the organism in Eukaryota, Viridiplantae, Streptophyta, Magnoliopsida, Poales, Poaceae.